This is a messenger RNA of Epinephelus moara (kelp grouper), 1133 nucleotides long. RefSeq names its product fukutin (gene fktn). Gene Ontology annotation, cellular component: Golgi membrane. NCBI's taxonomy places the organism in Eukaryota, Metazoa, Chordata, Actinopteri, Perciformes, Serranidae. Bases 57 to 1133 code for a protein of 358 amino acids. The transcript has 7 exons. The record is from RefSeq and is a predicted model, not a curated record.
CCGGACUCUUGCAUGGACUUGCCAAGUUCUGACUUUGAGAAACACCCAGGAAGCUGAUGCUUUUUAUUUUUCUUCACAUUUCCCAUCAUUCCUUUCUCCUGCAGCCUGGCCCUCACAUCCUGAGCAGAACAGGUCACCUGACCGCCAGCGACAUACAAUGGCAGACGGUGAAGCAGUUUCUAGCAUUAGCUCGGCGCUACAGGCUGCCACUGUUCCUCGCCGACACCGCCGCACUGACGCUGCUCUCCCACGAUGCUUUGCGGCAGCGUGACCGGCUGGUGCAUGAGCCACACUGCAGCUUCCUGUGCACCGGCCGGCCAGUCACAUCAUUCGCACUGCAUGCGAAUCUGUGGAAGUAUGAACCCGGCUUCCUAUUGGCUGCAGAGCAGAAAGGCUUCGAGCUGCUGGAGCUGCGAGGAGAGGACCCACGAUUAGCCAGUCUGGAUACCCUAUCAGGAGAGGAGAUCCCUCUGCACUUCCUGCUCCGCCUCCAUGGUUACAUCAUUCAGGUGGGUGGGGCCACAACACCAAAAAACACAGAGGCUGCGGUCGAAAAGUCCCUCCUAUUGUCUAUUCCUAACCACUUUUCCUUGACCUCAAUGGAAAACAUCACGAGGUCAAGGGCAGAUUGUUACCGGAUGCCUCGUGUGAACCGGACGGCCGUCUUAUCGCUGCUGAUCGUCAGUAGCUCCGUGUUCCUGCUGUUCCAGUUGUAUUACUACCGGAAGUACGUCAGUAAGCUCUACCCUGACGACACAUCAGCGGACGCUGUCGAUUUUCGGAGAAAAGUGAAGUCAUUGCUUCAUUUGGCUGCUCAGACACUGGCUCACCUCAACAUCCCCUUCUGGCUCAGCAGCGGCACCUGUCUAGGCUGGUUCAGGCAGUGCAGCGUUAUCUCGUACAGCCGUGACGUCGAUAUAGGCAUAUUCAGCGUGGACUUCAGGUCUGACAUCAUCACAGCGUUCAGGGACGCCGGCCUGGCACUCAAACACAAAUUUGGAAAGGUGGAGGACAGUCUAGAACUUUCAUUUCUGAGUGACGACGUCAAACUGGACAUUUUCUUUUUCUAUGAGGAUGGAGACGUUGUGUGGAAUGGAGGGACACAGGCGAAGAGCGGCAGGAAGUUCAAGUAA